Molecule: messenger RNA, 1755 nt
Organism: Salvia hispanica
Lineage: Eukaryota; Viridiplantae; Streptophyta; Magnoliopsida; Lamiales; Lamiaceae
Gene: NIP5;1
Product: NOD26-like intrinsic protein 5;1
Biological process (GO): transmembrane transport
Cellular component (GO): membrane
Molecular function (GO): channel activity
Source: RefSeq, a predicted model, not a curated record
UAUUCAGUUGCAUUUCCCCUCCCUUCUUCACUCACUCCAUCUCAAACAAAUUUCUCAUUCCUCUCUCUUUCUCUCAUAGCUAUUCAUAUCAUCACCAUCAUCAUCAUCUUCUUCGUCGAUUAAUCCUGGAUCAAUUUCUCGGAUUUUCAAUUCCUUAAUCCUACUUUUAUAAAAACCUUUCCGAGUAUGUAAUCUUGUGUUUUUCAGGUUUCUAGCUUCAAAAUUCUCUUACCAAAAAAAAGAAAAAAAAUUCAUUUCUACUGAAUUCUAUGCAUCCAUCUCUUAUUUGCUAGUUGCAGAUUAAGCUGGAUUUGUUAUCUCCUAUUCCGUAGCUGCACCUUUAAAAAAACCUUCCAAUUAUGUAACUUCACCUUUCUUCAAUCAAACCUUCAUCCUCUCCAAAAAAAAAAAAAAAAAAAAAAAAAAAAAAAAAAAAUCAAAAAAACAAAAGUCUGGUAUGCUGAAUCUGUGAGUAGUGAUCGCGAUCGAUCUGGAUACAACACAGCAUCUCGUGUAGCUCCAACUUUAAAAAAACCUACACAGCAUGUAACUGUAGCCGUAUCCAUCUUCACCUCGCGUUUUCCGCUACUUUUUUUUAUUUAAAAAAAAAACAAAAAAAAAAAGAGAUAGAUCGAGAUCGAGAUCGAGAUUUGAGAAUGAGCGGGGACUACGAAGCUGGAAACACGGCGAUCUCUGCACCGGCGACGCCGGGGACGCCGACGCCGCUGAUGCCAUCGCUGAGGGUGGACUCGAUGUCGUACGAUCGGAAGUCAAUGCCUCGGUGCAAGUGCCUGCCCGUUGAUGCGCCCACUUGGGGCGCCCCUCACACAUGCCUCACCGACUUCUCUGUGCCUGAUAUCUCACUCACUCGCAAGCUGGGAGCAGAGUUCGUAGGCACAUUCAUCCUGAUAUUCGCAGCGACGGCGGGGCCGAUCGUGAACGAGAAGUACAACGGGGUGGAGAGCCUGAUCGGGAACGCAGCGUGCGCGGGGCUGGCGGUGAUGAUCGUGAUCCUGUCGACGGGCCACAUCUCCGGUGCACAUCUGAACCCGUCCCUCACCAUCGCCUUCGCCGCCCUCCGCCACUUCCCCUGGGUCCAAGUCCCCGCCUACAUCGCCGCCCAGGUGUCCGCCUCCAUCUGCGCCUCCUUCGCCCUCAAGGGCGUCUUCCACCCCUUCCUCUCCGGCGGCGUCACCGUCCCCUCCGUCGCCACCGGACAGGCCUUCGCCCUCGAGUUCCUCAUCACCUUCAACCUCCUCUUCGUCGUCACCGCCGUCGCCACCGACACCCGCGCGGUCGGGGAGUUGGCGGGAAUAGCGGUUGGGGCCACGGUGAUGCUUAACAUCCUGGUGGCGGGCCCGUCCAGCGGCGGGUCGAUGAAUCCGGUAAGGACGCUGGGGCCCGCGGUGGCGUCAGGGAACUACAAGUCCAUAUGGAUAUAUCUGGUGGCGCCUACUCUCGGGGCGGUUGCGGGGGCGGCUAUCUACACGCUUGUUAAGCUCCGUGGGGAAGAAGAGGAAGCGCCCCGCCCGGUCAGGAGCUUCCGCCGCUGAUUCGUGUCUGCCACUUUCCGAUUAUGAAUGUUAUGGUUUGAUGAAAUAAAGGCCGGGGACGACGAGACAAUAUUUAUUGAUUAUGACAAUCGCCCUGAGUGAGUGAUGAACUAAUGUGUGUGUUUGUGUGCUUGGACAACUUUGUAAUAUUUUCUUCUGUUUCACUACUUCGUGCUAUACAUAUACAGUUGUUGUGUGCUAA